Molecule: messenger RNA, 384 nt
Organism: Dovyalis caffra
Lineage: Eukaryota; Viridiplantae; Streptophyta; Magnoliopsida; Malpighiales; Salicaceae
Source: the annotation of a GenBank genome assembly
AUGAUCAAGAUUCUCGGUGGACUUGGAUCCGAUUACAAAGCAAUUGGUGCAGCUAUUUGUGCUCGAGAUAUUCCUAUCACCUAUGAAGUGUUGUUUGACAAACUCUCCGAUCAUGAAAUCUUUCGAUACAUGAUGAGGUCAAGAAAGAUCCCACCCCUAUCAUCGCCCAAUUUCAUCGGUGUAGCUACCUCAAUCGACAUCGUGGAGGUAGCAACCAUAAUAACUCGACCUCCUACAACAAGUCGAGGGGUAGUCAUCAUAACACCAAGCAACUCAUCACUCUCUUUGCAUUCAAAGUAUUACUCACCGGAUCAUCGCAACUCCCAAUGGCAAUCUCCUCCUUUGCGGACCAAUAAACACAAGGUGCGAGUGCCAAAUAUGUGA